AUGCAAUUCACGCUUGUCUCCGCUCUUGCGACAGCUUUACUCGCCGUCUUUGCGGUCGCUGAACCCUUCGGAAUCCACGUUGGUGCGAACGCUGAUGCUGAUGCUGAGGUGGCCGCAAAUAUCGGCGUGGGCGCCGAUGCUAGUGCCUAA
This is a messenger RNA of Aspergillus pseudonomiae, 150 nucleotides long. RefSeq lists its product as uncharacterized. The transcript has 2 exons. NCBI's taxonomy places the organism in Eukaryota, Fungi, Ascomycota, Eurotiomycetes, Eurotiales, Aspergillaceae. The record is from RefSeq and is a predicted model, not a curated record. The coding region runs from base 1 to 150 and encodes 49 amino acids.